GACUUGAAAACAAUAGAGUCAGAUGAGAAAUUGUUGCACACACCACGUCGCCAAUCGUAUCAUAGAUUAUUCGUGGCACACGAGUCAGGGAUUAGAUCAAGUCGCGAAUCUGAAUCUUGAUUUCUCAGAGUGCUGACCUAAGCGAGCGAUUUUUUUGAGAAUGAUCUUUGAUCGCGGCUCUUGAUUCGUUCACGCGUGAUUGCGCGCGUCGUCGGAGAUCACAACGUCAACGUCGAACACAGUUAAUCGCGAUAUGCGCGAUCGUCGACCAGCCCACGCGUGUGUCGCAGAUCUGUUAGCGCGAAUAUUUGCGAGCGACUCGUGCUAGUUAUGGAAUUACACUAGACUGCUGUUCGUUUAAACAGGCAAGUGGAAUGAUCGCGAUAACUUGGAAAAAUCCUUCGAGAUCGAUCGAGGAUGCGUGUUAAAUACACGAGUAUCGAGACCGCGAGUUAAAAAAGGAUUAUCCAGGAUAGUGUCCGAAGAAGGAGUCGGAUUAGAGAUAGGAAGCUGCGAGUUUCUUGCGCAGGAUGUUGGCACUGCUACUGCUGACGGUCUGGAUCGCCCUGGCAUCUGAACUCGUCCAGGAUGGAGUAGCGACGGGGCAACGCUACACCCCGAGUCCGACCCAGGAUCUGGACAACACUCUGCAAUCGGUGUCACCCCUCGGGCCAAACGUGUGCAGAUCGAGGUUUAAAAACUAUUGCUGUCCGGGAUGGUCAAAGAAACCGGAAACAGGCUUGUGCGUCAUUCCGAUUUGCGCUGCGAGACGCUGCGGUCCUCUCGGGAGAUGCAUAAGGCCUAAUAUCUGUUUGUGUGAGGGUGGCGUGGUCGCUUCCGCCUGUGGCAACGGUCAAAGCAAAGUUAUAGCCCACGAGACUGGAAGUGCCGGCGAUCGCGGCGAUCGCGGCGAGACGGGCAGAUGUAAGGUUCACUGCAUAAACGGAAACUGCGUCGACGGCCGAUGCCAGUGUCGCAGCGGAUACCAGGGAGAAUUCUGCAAUGAACCAAUUUGUCGCGAGCCCUGCUUGAAUCAGGGAAGAUGCAUCGGUCCGGAUCGUUGCGCCUGCAUCUACGGUUACACCGGAAGACGUUGCGAAACCGAUUACAGAACCGGACCGUGUUUCACCAAAGUAAAGAAUGGUCAAUGCUUGGCGAGUCUUCAAGGGGUGGUUUGCACGCGACAGUUGUGCUGCGCCACCGUAGGCAAGGGCUGGGGUCAUCCCUGCGAGAGAUGUCCGGCCAGACUGGAUUGCGAAUUGGGUUACUUGAAAACCAGCCAAGGUCAAUGUGUCGAUAUCGACGAGUGCGAUGCAAUUCCUGGACUUUGCCAGGGUGGAAAGUGCCUGAACAGUCCCGGCUCAUUUACCUGCGAGUGCCCUGAGGGACAAGCGAGAGAUCCCGAGACCAAUGAGUGCAAGGACAGAGACGAGUGCCAGGAAGAAGGCAUCUGUGCGGACGGCCGAUGCAUAAACACGAUCGGCGGUUAUUACUGCCACUGCAAUCCGGGAUUCAUACAGAGCCAGGAUCGCAAAUUCUGCAUCGAUGGCAGACAAGGAUUGUGUUACACGGCGGUGAACCGUAACGGACAGUGCAGGAAUCGGCUUGCGAUGCGAUUGAGUAAAAAGGAUUGUUGCUGUGGCAAGAAUAUGGGUCGAGGAUGGGGAGAUGAGUGCUACAUCUGUCCUAAUCCUGGCAGUGACGAUUACAACAGGCUUUGCUCGCAACUGCAGUCGAUCACCGAGGUGAACGAGUGCGCGCUACGGCCGGACAUCUGCGGCGACGGGAAGUGCAUCGACACCAAGGAGGGUUACGAGUGCGAGUGCUAUCCGGGCUUCACGAGGAAGCCCGGCGGUAGAUGCGAGGACGUGGACGAGUGUCAGCUGGAUUACUGCCAGGGCGGAAUCUGUCGCAACUACCCCGGCAGCUUCGCCUGCGACUGCCCGCCCGGCUUCGUCGUUUCCGGCGAGGGCAGAUACUGCACCGAUCAUGACGAAUGCCAAGACACAGGCAUGUGCACCAACGGACAUUGCAUUAACAUGAACGGAUCCUUCAAGUGCAAAUGCAACGAUGGCUAUACACUGUCGCCGACGAGAAAUACCUGCAUAGACAUCAACGAGUGUGUGGAGAAUCCAAGAAUUUGCCUGAACGGCCGUUGCGAGAAUACGCCAGGGUCCUACCAUUGCAUCUGCCAAUCGGGCUUCACUCCUUCGAGGGACAAUACGUUCUGCGUGGACAUGGACGAAUGCUCCACCAGUGGGAUGUGCGAAAACGGCAAAUGCGUCAACAUGGAGGGCUCCUUCAAGUGCGUGUGCGACUCCGGCUUCAGAAUCGGCCCCGACCUAAGUCACUGCAUCGAUAUCGACGAAUGUGCGAAUUUGCCAUGUCAAAAUGGACGUUGCAUCAACACACCUGGUAGUUUUCGGUGUGAGUGCCAUCCGGGAUUCAAUCUGGGUCCUGACGGAAGAUCCUGUCUAGAUACGAGAAGAGAUCUGUGCUAUUCGCAGUACAGAGACGGCCAAUGCUCCAAUCCGACGUCCACAGCCGUAACGAAGUCGAGUUGUUGCUGCUGCACGGUGAUCCUGGGCCAGCCGAUGGGCUGGGGCAGCACCUGCCAACCCUGCCCGCUUCCAAACACCUCGGAGUUCGAAGCUUUAUGUCCACACGGUGCUGGAAUGACUUAUAAUGGCGACGAUAUCAAUGAGUGCGCUCAGAAUCCCAAUAUUUGCGUCAACGGUGCAUGUGAGAAUCUCAUGGGGACAUACAGAUGUAUUUGCGACAAUGGGUACGAAGUGGAUGCAACAGGCAAGAUAUGCAGUGACAUAAAUGAGUGUGAACUGGAGGAUUCCUUGUGUAGCGGCGGACAGUGUCGAAAUACGCCCGGUAGUUUUCAAUGCAUCUGUCCGACGGGUAUGAGGUACAACACGCAGAAUCAAAUGUGCGAGGACGUGGACGAGUGCGAGGAGUUAGGACCGGACGUGUGCUUUAAUGGCGUGUGCAUCAACACCCUGGGGGCUUACGAGUGCGAGUGUUCCCCGGGAUACGUUCUCGACAAUACCGGUCACAUUUGCAUGGACAAUCGGAGGGGCUCCUGCUGGACCAAGAUGAUAGACGGUCGCUGCGAGUACAACCUGCCGAAAUUGACCCUGCGCUCGGAGUGCUGCUGCUCGGUCGGGGUGGCCUGGGGCAGCCCCUGCGAGGUCUGCGAUCACUCCUUCUGCGAGUGCUCGAAGGGCUACGCGAAGGUGGACGGCAAGGGCUGCGCGGACAUCAACGAGUGCGAGCUCAACAGCGGGAUUUGCAAGGGCGGCACCUGCGUCAACACAGACGGCUCGUACCGUUGCGACUGUCCCCCUGGCCUCACUUUAGACACGACGCACACCACCUGUAUCGAUACCAGGCAAGAAUUGUGCUACUUGGACCAUCGUCACGGUCAAUGCACCAGUCCCAUAGAGGGUCAUUUCUCCAAGAGCCUCUGCUGCUGUUCCGUAGGCCGCGGCUGGGGCAGCGACAAAUGCGAGCUGUGUCCUAAAAUAGGCACGCAGGCUCACGCCGAAUUGUGCCCCCGUGGAGACGGCUUCACUGAACGUCAGGAUAUCAAUGAGUGCGUCGAAUUCCCGGGCAUGUGUUUGAACGGUAGAUGCAAAAACACGAUCGGCAGCUACAGUUGCAAGUGCAAUCAGGGCUUUGCGCUCGACGAGCAUGGUAUAAAGUGCAACGACAUCGACGAGUGCGAGAUUACGCGUGAGGUGUGCGGUAAUGGCACAUGCAGGAACACGCCCGGCAAUUUCCAAUGCGACUGCAAUCCUGGCUAUCGCAGCCAUGACAUUAUGAAGAUUUGCAUGGACGUAAACGAGUGCGAAGAGACGCCGGGAUUGUGUCGCGGUGGCACCUGCAUCAACACCGAAGGGAGCUUCAACUGCUUGUGCCCCCCAGGACACGAGCUGGGACCCGACAAGCAGUCUUGCAAGGACAUCGACGAGUGCUCAAGAACCAGCGGUAUAUGCUCGAAUGGCGUCUGCGAGAACAUGAUGGGCACCUAUCAAUGCAUAUGCGACGAUGGCUAUCAACAGACGGGGCUUAGAUCUCAUUGCGAGGACAUCAAUGAAUGCGCGGUUGGCAAUGGCGGCUGCGAAGACAUUUGUUUGAACACGCCGGGCAGCUUCUCCUGUUCUUGCCGCACUGGCCACGCUUUGAACCUGGACGGUCGAACUUGCGCGGACGUUGACGAGUGCAAGGAGAACCCUCGCAUUUGCAACGGAGGUAAAUGCCAGAACACACAGGGUGGCUACAUAUGCAACUGCACGAACGGCUUGCUGCCCGGGAGGGACGGUAUAUCCUGCAUAGACGUCGACGAGUGCGUGACGCAGCCGCGGGUCUGCGGAUACGGCGAGUGCUACAACACGAUCGGCUCCUUCAACUGCCGCUGCGAGGAGGGAUACUCGGUGAAACCGGCCGAGGGACCGGCGUGCACCGACGACGACGAGUGCCGGCUGAACGCCUAUUCCUGCAGCGAGUUCGCCGAGUGCCAGAACACCCAGGGCUCGUACGUGUGCACCUGUCACGAGGGCUUCACCGGGAACGGAAUCGAGUGUUGGGACAUCAACGAAUGCUCCACGAACAACGGCGGCUGCGACUCCAAUGCGCACUGCAUCAACACCGAGGGUUCCUUUAAGUGCGUGUGCGACGCUGGCUUUCGAGGCGACGGCUACAGCUGCAAGGACAUCGACGAGUGCGCGGAGGACAGUACGCUCUGCGAAAAUGGGCACUGCUUGAACUACCCCGGUGCUUAUCGCUGCGAGUGCGAGAUGGGCUUCAUGCACCCGGACGAGCGCAACGAGCAGGCUUGCGUGGACAUCAACGAGUGCGAGAUGUUCAGCAACCUCUGCGUCUUCGGUCAUUGCGAGAACAUCUUCGGUAUGUUCCGCUGCGAGUGCAACGAGGGCUACAAGCUCGACGGAUCCGGCGGCAACUGCACCGACGUGGACGAAUGCGAGAGCCCGCAGUCCUGUCAAUACGGCACCUGCAUCAACACGCAGGGCAAGUACAUCUGCAGGUGUCCACCGCAUCACGAAUUGGUGGAAGCCGGGAAUGCCUGCGUCGAUAGACGCGAAUCACUUUGUUUCACGGGCUACGAACAUGGUACCGGACGACCCCAGUGCAUCUUCGAGGUGGCGUCGUCAGUGACGAAGGCAACGUGUUGCUGCAGCAUCGGCACCGCGUGGGGCAAUCGUUGCGAGGAAUGUCCGCAGAUCGACACGAAAGAGUACGAUCAAUUGUGCCCCAGCGGACCAGGGUACAGGCCGAAUCGCGUGACGGUCAUUCUGGAAGACAUCAAUGAGUGUGAAGAGCACGAGAAUAUCUGCCAGAACGGGCACUGCACCAACACGUUCGGUAGUUUUAUGUGUUCCUGCAACGAAGGCUUCAUCCUGGACGGUUCUAAAACCAGUUGCAUCGACAUAAACGAGUGCGCGUUGCAUCCACGAAUAUGCGGCGUAGGAUAUUGCAUCAAUGAUCAAGGGAAAUACCAUUGCGAGUGCCCUGAAGGAUACAUGGCGAUGCCCGGAGGAAAGGAGUGCGUGGACAUGAGAAAGGAAGCCUGCUACCUCACUUACGAUUCUGGACAGUGCCUUAAUCCCAUGGUGCAGCCACAAACAAAGAUGCUGUGCUGCUGUUCCAUGGGAGCCGCGUGGGGCAGUCUCUGCGAGAAAUGUCCUGGCGAAAGGACCCGCGAACACGAGAUUCUCUGCGGACUGGUGCCAGGCCAGAUCAUGAACCCGAUCACAAAUCACUCCGAGGAGAUUGACGAGUGCGCCCUGAUGCCGACGAUGUGCACUCACGGCCGUUGCAUGAAUACGCCCGGCAGUUUUGAGUGUCAGUGCGACCGCGGUUUCAUUUAUGACCAGGACUCGCACCAGUGCAUUGACGAGAACGAGUGUCAACAGAUACCGAAUCCCUGCAGCGGGAACGCACAGUGCAUUAACAAACAGGGCUACUUCGUGUGCGAGUGUCCGGCUGGCUACAAGCUUGGACCGAGCCAGCACGAUUGCGUCGACAUCGACGAAUGUUACGAGCGAUCGGGCAUCUGCAGCAACGGCGCGUGCAGUAAUUUGCAAGGCGGUUUCCAGUGCAUCUGCCACUCCGGGUUCUCGUUGACUCGCGACAGAGACAAUUGCGUCGACAUCGACGAAUGCCAGCGCAAUCCGAACAUAUGCAAUAAUGGCACUUGCAUCAACACCUUGGGCUCCUACAAGUGUCAGUGCUACCAAGGAUUCAAGCUCAGUCCGAAUAACGACUGUGCGGAUAUUAACGAAUGUCGAAUUAUGCCGUUUUUGUGCCGCAACGGCCGAUGUCGGAACACGAUCGGCGGCUUCGUUUGCGAGUGCGCGGACGGUUACGUGUUGGCGCAAGACGGCCAGCACUGUCGCGACGUCGACGAGUGUCAUGAGAUACCGGGAUUAUGCCCAUCUCCAGGGAAAUGUCAGAAUUUAAUGGGAUCAUACAUAUGUACCUGUCCGCUAGGAUAUGAAUUGGACCAUUCCAGAAAAAAAUGCGUUGACGUGGACGAGUGCGUGGAGACGAGAGACAUUUGCGAGAACGGACGAUGCAUCAAUACGGAGGGUGGAGUGAUUUGCGAGUGCCCAGUCGGGUAUCAAUUAAGUGAUAGACCGAACUCGCUGAAGUGUAUCGAUGUCAGGGAGGAGCAAUGCUACGAUAAUUAUAGACGAGGCCAGUGCAGCUUCCCACGGGAGGGCGGCAUGACCAAGAAGCACUGUUGCUGCACGAUGGGCAAGGCUUGGGGCCGUUACUGCGAGCAGUGUCCGCCCGAGAAUAGCGAGGAAUUCAAGAGGAUGUGCCCGGAAGGGCCGGGACGGGACGAUACCGGGAUCGAUCUGAAUGAAUGUCUGUUUAUGACGGAUGCCUGUCACGGUGGCGAGUGCAUCAACACGGACGGCUCCUUCCGGUGCGAGUGCCCGACCGGAUACGUGCUGGACGAAACCGGGAGGCGAUGCGUGGAUAACAACGAGUGUCUGGCCGUGCAGAAUAUCUGCGGCAACGGCACUUGCCGCAACAUCGACGGCGGUUUCGAGUGCUCCUGCAACGAGGGAUACGCGCCCGGGGCUCAUCAGGUGUGCGAGGACGUGAACGAGUGUCUGGAGCUGGGCAAUCAAUGCGCCUUCCGGUGCCACAACGCGCCGGGCUCCUUCCGGUGCAUCUGCCCGUACGGGUACACUCUGGCGCCCGAUGGCCGCCAUUGCGUAGACGUUGACGAAUGCGCGACGCCGGCGAACGACUGUAGGUUCCAAUGCAAGAAUCUGAUCGGCACUUUCAUGUGCAUCUGUCCACCUGGCUACCAGAAGAUAGGGAUGGCGGACGAGUGUAAGGACAUCAACGAGUGCGCCAUCAACUCCGGCCUCUGCCAGCAUGGCCGUUGCGUGAACUUGGAAGGGAGCUACCAGUGCCUCUGCUACGAGGGUUUCGUGCAAAGCGAGGACGGAAAAUCGUGUAUCGAUCGAAGGAUCGGCUAUUGCUUCCUGCAAACGAUCGGCGGCAGAUGCACCGCUAGAACGUCGGAAGUGCGCACGGUUACGAAGGCGGACUGUUGCUGCACCAUGGGAGCGGCCUGGGGGCCACACUGCGAAAUAUGUCCGUCCAGAGACUCUGAAAAUUAUAACGAGCUUUGUCUGGACAAAGGAUUCUCCGUGGACGGGCAAGAUAUCGACGAGUGCAAAACCAUACCCGAUCUCUGCAGCAAUGGCCUUUGCAUCAACACACUCGGCUCUUACAGAUGCAUCUGCAAUAAAGGUUACAAGGCCGACAAAUCUGGCAUUCGAUGUAUCGAUAUUAACGAAUGCGAAUUAACGCCAAUACCGUGCAAGUACAAUUGUCAAAACACCGAGGGUAGCUUCAUCUGCUCGUGCCCGUCGGGUUUCAUCCUGAAUCCCGACGGUAUUAGCUGCAGAGAUUUGGACGAAUGCGCAACCGGAAAUCAUCUGUGCCAGCAAAAUUGCAUAAACACCCCGGGAAGUUAUACAUGCGAUUGCCAGGAGGGCUACACCCAACAGGGAGAUGCGUGCCAUGACAUAAACGAAUGCGAUCAACCGGACAUCUGCCCGCGACCCGGCAAAUGCAUUAACACCUUGGGAAGCUUCCAGUGUAUUUGCCCGAGAGGUUUCAAAUUAGACCACAGCGGACGAUUUUGUACGGAUUUCAACGAAUGCGCUGACGAUGCUAAUUGCGAACACGGUUGUCAGAAUCUCAUGGGAACGUUCCGCUGUGGCUGCCCAGACGGUUUCGUCCAACAUGUUUAUCACAGCCAGUGUAUAGAUGAAAAUGAAUGUAAUACUUCACCCUGCGGCGAUAAUACUUGCAUUAAUACUAUUGGCAGUUACAAAUGUGGUUGCCCAGACGGAUACCAAUUCGACAAUAAUUUAGCGAUUUGCGUACAGGUAAGCGCUGGAUGUCUUGGAAGUCCAUGUGCCUUUGGAUGUACUCCUAACGGAGGUCAUGGGUUUAUUUGUGGCUGCCCGACUGGUUAUCAGCGAAUAGGACAGGGUCACUGCCUGUCUACCAUCAAUCCGUCGCAUCAAGGACGCUACGACGAGGAUAUCGGGAACGUGCCGACUUUCCAAAUCAAUCCUGAUCCUUAUCACAUACCGCCGGCUGAUGACAAGACUAUCUCCACGGAAGGCUGUUUCUCAUGCAAGGUAAAUGGAAAGGAACGGCACAGAAGAGGCGCUAGAAACAAAACGGUGAGCAGAAAAAUCAGGGCGAGGAGAGGCGAGAUAAAGAAGAAACGUCGAAAUGCCAGGCCGAAGAGGCAUCAUCACGGAACGGAGCACAUACUCAAGAUCAAUCUGCGUCAGACGAGACACCGUACGCGGAUUAUCAAACUGCAAUCUGCCAUCGAGGGCGAGGACGUGGAUUACACAAUCGCGCGGGGCAACAACGACGAACACUUUGAGAUCAUCAGGAAACACGGCGUUUCUGCCUUGCACUUCCGACACCGACUAAAAAAUCCCGGCGAGUUUCGUUUAGUUAUCCACGGUCGUCCGAGAAACGCGACGGGAACGAGUACGGAAUGGGAAAAACCGCUGACUUUCACGAUCCGUCUCGUAGUCACGGAGUAAAAGAUCCCGUCGGAGGAAGGAUCCCAAAUAAAUAAUCGAAUUGCGUGAGAAGAUCACUGCCCGACACUGCGUAACGCUUUCUCUUAGUCAAUUCUGCGUAAUUAUCUCGAGCUACGGCAAAGUAUUAAAAGCACCAACGUACGUAAGAGAGGGACGCGAGUACCAGGAUGACGCGUAGAAGCCAGUAAUAUAGAGAAUCGGCAAUAGAGAAUUAGUCGUUCUCUCUUCGUCCGAUAGUUUUCUCGGAAAAUUUCAAACGGAGAGGCGACAGUUGUGCGAAGAUAUAGCGGAGCGCCUUGACCUUUUGUGUUCAAUUGCAUGCGGAUUGCGUUAUUUAACUGCCAGAAUGAUAAAUAUAUACCCUUAUUUUACAAAGCGAUUUCUUCACGACUGCCCAUCUCCUACGUCUUCGUUAUUUCUACACUGCCAGACAUAUCCAAUCGAGCACUCUGUAGGGGCGGUGCUCACGAUUCGAUGUUGUAUUCAAAAUCGUCCUAAAUCCAGCUAUGGGCAGUCUACGGAUUCUGUCCAGCCAACCGAAUGCCUGUACAGUGUCUGAGAUUGUGUCUGAAAUAUGAGAUUAUGAAUACCGAUCUAACAAUAAGACUCGAUGCUUUAUAUUUAGCUACGAUCCCGAGACGCUGUAAGCAUUUCAUUGGCUGGAUAGAAUCUCUGAAUACCGCCCAGGUUUGAGAUUGGUUUGAGAUUUUGACAAUUUUGUAUAUAAUUUCGAACCAUGGAAACCGCCCCUAUAGAGCGUUAGAUAGUCAACAAUUUAUGUAUCGAAAUAAUCUUGAUAAAUAUUCUAUUCCUGUUAAUUAAUCGCCAAUGUGUAAUUAAAAAUCAACAGACAGAAAUUCGUAAAUCAAUAAUUCGCUGUGUGCGUCGUCAAGAAACAAGUGUUCUCUCAAUUUACUGCCUGUAAUUGUUACGUAAAUAUAAUACGAUUAGAUUAGAGGUAACACGCUAGAGAUGUACAAACGCUAGAUUACUAUAGCUUUAAGCGACCGAACGCACGUGUACACAUUAUAAAAAAAAAAACAAUAUAGCUUUAUAUAUUUAUAAAUCUUAGCUUGGAACGCACAAAACGCGGCACGAAUGUAGUCUCAUGUACAAAAUCCAGUACACCUUGUGCUUAAACCUCAAAGAGAAUUUCUUAUUGUAGUACAUAUCAUCGAUAUUACGGCCUCAUUGAUAUACGUUAUUACGUCAUAUAAUACGUAUACGUUAUUACGUCGUGCCUAUAUCAUAGUGUAAGAAUUUUAAUUAUGUACAAUAUACUAAAGAACAUGUCAGUAUAAUAAAGAUGUGAAUAGAGUUUAUUUAAA
Messenger RNA from Wasmannia auropunctata (little fire ant), 10459 nucleotides. Its product is annotated as fibrillin-2-like. Lineage: Eukaryota; Metazoa; Arthropoda; Insecta; Hymenoptera; Formicidae. The record is from RefSeq and is a predicted model, not a curated record. Gene Ontology annotation, molecular function: calcium ion binding. The transcript is spliced from 43 exons. Bases 531 to 9131 code for a protein of 2866 amino acids.